AAAACCAAAUCGGAGACGAAGCAGAACAGACGAACACCCCAGAAGCGAGGACUCCAACCGCCGAACGCCAUGCCGCCGCUCCACGGCGCCAGCCUCCGCAUCCUCCUCGCCGGCGCCGCCGUCGCGCACCUCUCGUCCUCCCCCGUCGCGCGCGCCUCCCCGUGCGCGCCCCCCGCGCCGCUGCGGCUCCGCGCCUUCGCCUCCUACAGCGCCUCGGAGCCUCCGCCUCCGCCUCCGCCGCCGCCCCCAUCCUCGCCCUCGCGGGUCCUCGCCUCUGCCGGUGCCGCAUGCGACUGCGAGCCGGGGGCGAAGCCCGCGAUCUGCACCGCUGACGAGCUGCACUACGCGCCCGUGCCCGGCUCGGACUGGCGGAUCGCGCUCUGGAGGUACCGCCCGCCGCCUGAGGCGCCCAAGAGGAACCACCCACUGAUGCUGCUCUCGGGAGUGGCUACCAAUGCCGUGGGAUUCGACCUGUCGCCUGGGGCUUCCUUUGCCCGUCAUAUGUCUAUGCAAGGGUUUGAUACAUGGAUUGUUGAGGUGCGUGGUGCAGGCCUCAGCACACGUGGAUCAGAAUUAGCUGCGGCUAGCACCAAGUCUGACUUGUCCCCUAAUUCAGGUGUGGAUGAAAUUUCGACAAAGAAAGUAAAUGUUGUUCGUCCUGCUAAGGACAUGUCAACUAAUGAACCUCAAAGUGUUCAAGUGCCAGUACUAACAGACAAGAAUAUGGUAGAAACAAACACAUCGGAAGAACCACAGCUGGUGACCAAGUUAACAAAUGCUUUGGCACGAUUGAGUGCAACAUUUUCUGGUUAUGUAAACGAUAGCCGUCUGAGAAAUAUCGCUGACAGUUUUUUUGAUCGAGUGACAGAACUUCACCCUGAUGACUCAUUAACUACUAGUAUCGAGGAGGUUGCGGAUAAAAUACUAGGGUUGAUGGAAUUUCCACAGACGUCAGCUAUAUAUGAUCAAAUUAGCCAAUUAAGCCAGCGCCUAGUGAAGAUUCUUGGGGAAGGUCAACAAAAUGUUUCCCCUCGGUUAUUUGGCUGGCAAGAACGCCUCUCUGCAACCAUAGAAGAUCUCCAGAAGCAGUUGGAGCUGAUUAUUAGCUAUGAUUGGGACUUUGACCAUUACCUGGAGGAAGAUGUACCUGCAGCGAUAGAUUAUAUAAAACAGCAGAGUGUAACCAAGGAUGGAAAAUUACUUGCUAUUGGUCAUUCUAUGGGUGGAAUCUUGCUGUAUGCGAUGAUUUCAAAGUGUGCAUUCGAAGGGGCUGAUCCAGAGCUGGCAGCAAUUGUCACACUGGCCUCAUCAGUUGACUACACAACAUCCAACUCCUCGCUCAAGUUGCUAGUGCCUCUUGCAGAUCCAGCAGAGAUGUUGCGUGUUCCUGCUAUCCCACUGGGAACGUUACUAUCAAGCACUUAUCCUAUAUCGUCUCGGGCACCAUACAUUUUGUCACUGCUGCGGUCUCAAAUUUCAGCCAAGGACAUGAUGGACCCUGAACUACUUUCGAAGCUCAUCUUGAAUAACUUCUGCACUGUACCAGCAAAAGUGUUAUUACAGCUGACGACUGCUUUCCGUGAUGGUGGGCUGCGAAACAGGGCUGGUACCUUUUUCUUCAAAGAGCAUUUGCGGAAAAUCAAAGUUCCUGUGCUUGCCCUUGCUGGAGACGAGGAUUUGAUUUGCCCCCCAGAAGCUGUUUACGAAACCGUGAAGCUAAUUCCUCAGCAUUUGGUCACCUAUAAAGUUUUUGGCAAACCUGAAGGACCUCACUAUGCUCAUUAUGACCUGGUUGGAGGACGGAAGGCCCUCCAUGAAGUGUACCCUUGUAUAAUAGAGUUCCUCUCUCAACACGACGAAGUGUCUUCUUAAACUCUUACUAUCCAUAUACAUCAGAACUGUACCACACCGUUGCAGGAUGAUCGUCCUAUAUUGGAAUCGGAUGAUACUGUUUUAUCACAAAAUGGCAAUGGUAACAGACGUGUAUUUUUCUGUCUCAUUUCCACAGGCCAAGCUUCUAGUUUAGUUCCUCACAACAGUUGAUCAUCAGUGUAGUGUGUCACACUGUCACCUGUAAAUGCUCUGUACAUUACCAAAUGGAGGAAUUGAAGAGAAUUCACUAA
Lolium perenne is the source of this 2123-nucleotide messenger RNA. RefSeq lists its product as uncharacterized. Gene Ontology annotation, biological process: proteolysis. The record is from RefSeq and is a predicted model, not a curated record. Gene Ontology annotation, molecular function: serine-type endopeptidase activity. NCBI's taxonomy places the organism in Eukaryota, Viridiplantae, Streptophyta, Magnoliopsida, Poales, Poaceae.